Topomyia yanbarensis is the source of this 1196-nucleotide messenger RNA. RefSeq lists its product as uncharacterized. The record is from RefSeq and is a predicted model, not a curated record. The transcript has 4 exons. The coding region runs from base 219 to 1064 and encodes 281 amino acids. Lineage: Eukaryota; Metazoa; Arthropoda; Insecta; Diptera; Culicidae.
AUUGAAGUUAUACGUUGGAAUAGAAAACAAAAAUAAACCUGGCUUAUUUUAAUACAUACAGAAUGUGGAAAUUACUAAAAUUACACCUAUUUGCCAACCAAACGACUCAUUACGGUAUCAGUUGUGUGUCGAACAGGAACAAAUAAUCGCUUUCUUCUCAGUUACCGUUAUCAUCAUAAAUCAUCUGGGUAUUAUUUAAUGCCCAUUCAGCUGUAGCUAUGAAGACGCAAAUAAUAAUUCAGCUGAUCGCCAUUGAAGGAUUUGCCUCUACUGUGGCGACAUGUGAUCAACCAACGAUUCAUUAUACUUCGAUGGGCUGCACCCCCAGCGAGCAGACAAAUGAUCUGGGGUGUCCUAUAAGUUUUGAUUGUCUUAACUUGAGCAAUCGUAGAAAAGACAAAUGUUAUUUGUUUGGCAAAACCUACAAUCUCCUUGAAGAUGUACCAUAUAAGGAAAUCUCAUCUGCAUGUAUUGGACAAGCAAAGUGCGUUAACUUUACGACUCCGGAAGCCUAUUUCAUAAACGCCCAUAACGACUGUCCGGAGUUUUUCCGCUAUUGGGGCGCAAACUGCGUGCUGCAAUACACAGUAGGCGAAUGUUGCUCAACCGGGAAAGUCUGCGAUGAUGAUCGCAACGCAUUGGAAAAGUGCAGCCUUGAUGGCAAAACUUACCUUGAGGGAGAACGAAUGCAAAUCCCCGGUGAUCCAUGCCGAACAUGCAUCUGCUCGAAGGACUUUGACGAGACAAACAUUAUGAGUAGCGAAAAAUGCUUCGUGCAAAAGUGCUCCUUUGAAAUCAAUAAUGAAUUUAAGCCAGAAGCUGCUCCAGUGUAUAGAGCUGACAUGUGUUGUCCGUGGUUUUGGAGAUCGCCUGCUGCAACUGAUAAAGUGAUUAAAGGUGCCGGCACCAUUGACGAUCCGAAAUUGCAAUGUAACUAUGGAGAUCUUACUUUGAACGUUGGAGAUUCGUUGGAGCCUGUCACUACAGCAAAUGGCGUUGGUACAUGUAGCUGCUCGAUUCCUCCUCUGGUUCACUGUACAUUGGCGAAGGAAGGUAUGAAUUGACGGGUGGAAAGUUUAUUUUUACAAUACAUAUUUGAAUAAAUAGCUAUACAUACAUUAGGCACAGAAAUUAUCCGUACAGCGAAUGGUUUAAGAAAUAGAUGUUAGCAAAACGCUAAAAUUUUUCGAGUAUGA